Messenger RNA from Uranotaenia lowii, 2183 nucleotides. RefSeq lists its product as uncharacterized. Gene Ontology annotation, molecular function: DNA binding. The coding region runs from base 234 to 2132 and encodes 632 amino acids. The transcript is spliced from 8 exons. Lineage: Eukaryota; Metazoa; Arthropoda; Insecta; Diptera; Culicidae. The record is from RefSeq and is a predicted model, not a curated record.
GCUCGCAAACGGUUUGUGCUUGCUCGUGCGGUGUAAUAAUUUAAGAAAUUAUCUCUCUAUAAAUCCUUAAAUACUGAGUUUAAGCUUCAAAAAAGAUCGAAAAAAGGACAGCCACUCUAAAGGUGAACAGUGCUUCGAAAUAUUCUAAGGAUCCAAAGCAAAUCCUUUCGAAAUAAGAAAUCGCUGUUUGUUAUUGUUUUAUGGCUUGAUAAACUAAACCGGUUGUCGUGAAAAUGGAAGUUGCCAUCAAAGAAGAGCCUGCAUUGGAGAUUGACAAUUUUGUGGUCAAUCAAUCGACCAGGUCGAACGAUUUUAGCAACCUCGGUGAAUGUUCCACAUCGUACGCCAGCAACUUGUACGAUGAUCCUGUCCAGGAAAUGCAAAGGCUCCUAGCCGAAUGGGACCUGGAGAUUCUGACUGAUCGAUUCAGCACCCAUCUUAUCGAUGCCAGUGUGUUGGACUACAUUGUCGAUGUCGAUAUCAUCGAUUUGUGUAAAGACUUGCCGAUACGGUACCGGUUGGUGCUACGCCAUAAAUUGAAGGAGAAGCGCAUGAAGUCUCCGCAAGAUGAAAAUUGUGAUCCUAACGUUUUCCAUGAAUCCCCGCCACCGAAACGUAAGAAAGCCAUCCCUCGGGUAGUCAUCGAAAACGAAAGAAGCCACAUCCGGCCAGCUGGUACGGAACACACAGCAACCUCAGAAAGUCGAAAAUCGGCAACAGUACCCUCAGCGCAGAGUACCCCACUGGUCGUUAUUCCUGGACCAUCUCCCGCACCGUCAAAGCCCGUUGAAGUGCGACCUGAUGUGGAUCUUGUUCCAGAAAAAAAAGAUCCCCCGACAAUCAGCUCAUGUUGUGCUUGUGGAAAAACAACGCAAAGGGAAUUUAUGACGAUGGAGAAUGUGGAACGACACGAAUGGACUGCAAAAUCUUUGAUUCAACGGUCAGUCAAAGGUUCAAGAAUUUUGAAACAGUAUGAACAGACCAAAAUGCUAACUCGAGCGGAUAGAGCGACUAUCACAUCAUUGAUUGUUGACGAUUUAAUCCAGCAACAUGGAAAACUUACCAAAGUGGAACUUUUAAGAUUCGCAGCUCAGCUAAAAUCUCUGUUCCCAACUGUUCACGAGUACAUUUGGUAUCGGCCAUCGAUCAUAGUAAACUACACAACGGGUGAAAAAAUAAAAUUGGGGAAGUUUCCUCGCGGAACCUUGUACGACCGGAAUCUAAAUCAAGCCAUUGACCUCAAAUACGUCACGGAAUCAACUCCAAAGAAAAGAGAUGAUUCAAAGUUAUUAAGUGAACAAGCUAUAGGCGAAGAAGCCAUUCUCAACUAUCAGGAGACCAAAGAAUGGUUCCGGAAUCAUCAAGACGAGUGGGACGAAGCUAUAAGUCGAUGGCGUAGCACAAGUGAGGUUCGCAUUCACGAAAUAGUCCAGUCAGAUGAACGGACAUUUUCCGAGAUCUUAACUGAAUAUCCCAUACUCCGAGGUUACUACGGCUACGACUUAGUGAAAAUAGAUUUCGAGCACCAAUAUCCCGAAAAAGUUGACUUACUAUUCACUCGAUUUGCCGAUUUUCGUCAAAGAUUGAAACCUCUGCUGCCCAAAAACAUUGGAAACCAAGGAAAGGUGCUUUUAAAAUUGCUCGAUGAAGAUCUGCCAGAGGAUGUAUUGGAUUGUGAAACCGUAACGUUACUGUCUCACUUAUGGCCAAGUUCAAUCUUAAAACUUUCAAAUAAGGACAUAUGGAAACCGACGAUCAAAGAAAGUUGCGAAGGUGUAAUCAUUCGCCUGGAAACAUUAGCAGACUAUCAAACAAAAUUCAGCAGUAUUCAGGAGCAGCGCGCAAAGAGAGGACUCCCGGAUACGCCCGUGAUACUAGCGGUUGGCGAAACUCCGAAAUCUACGCACACAUUCUUUGUCAGUUACGACUUUCUGUACCAGACUGACACUUUCCUGGAAGCGUUGGACAUAGUUUUCAAGAUUCAUAAGUCAUAUGAUUUGAAGUUCCCCAUCCAGGCACAAGGAACUUGGAAUUUCAUAUCGUGCUUUUUCUACGACUUCGAGCUGGGCCUCGAUAGAAAUAAAGAACAUAUUUUAUACUGGUGCAAGAUGCUUCAAAAUAAAAACUCUUAAUGUAAGAAGAAGAUGGCAAGUUUGCAACUCUUUUAACUUCUGUAUCUGUUA